AUGAGUCGUACAGAGCCGAGAUUCAGGUACCCCAGAUCAGCUUCCGGCACAUCGUUGAUUCAGCUGAGCACUCCAGAGGUAAACAGGUUGAAUAUUACAAAUGAUAGUGUCAUUGGCACACUCUAUAAUUUUCCAUUUUCAUCUCUCACUUUUCUUGAAUAUGUUGAUCUGAGCAUCAACCAGCUCUAUGGUAUCAUCCCCUCUGCAAUAGGAAACCUCACUAAUCUUGUCUAUCUUGACUUAUCAGCUAAUCAGUUUUCAGGCACAAUCCCAACACAAAUCGGCUCACUAACAAAACUUGAGAUCCUCUACAUCUUUGAAAACCAUUUAAAUGGUUCCAUUUCAGGAGAGUUGGGGAAUGUACAAAAUCUUGCUGAACUUGUUUUAGAUUAUAAUCAACUUACUGGUUCUAUUCCUGCUUCAUUUGGCAAUUUGAGAAACUUGCGUACUUUGUUUCUCCAUGCCAACAAACUUUAUGGUUCCAUUCCGAAAGGGCUUUCAUAUUUGGAUAAGUUAAAAGCAUUGGUUAUUAGUGAUAAUCAACUUUCAGGCCAUUUGCCAAAACAGCUUUGCCAAGGUAGGAAACUUGAGAUCAUCAAGGUGAAGAAUAACAAGUUGACAGGACCAAUACCAAGAAGCGUGAGUAAAUGCUCAAGUCUCAAAAGGGUUCACUUUAAUAACAACAGUUUCACUGGGAACUUGUCUGAAGCUUUUGGCAUCUAUCCAAAUCUUCAGUUCAUUGAUUUGAGGGAUAAUGAUUUUCAUGGUGAACUCAGCAGUAACUGGGGGAAAUGCAAGAAUUUGACUGAUUUAGAUUGGAAACGUCAAAGGGCUUCUUGGACUUGA
This is a messenger RNA of Solanum stenotomum, 846 nucleotides long. RefSeq names its product MDIS1-interacting receptor like kinase 2-like. NCBI's taxonomy places the organism in Eukaryota, Viridiplantae, Streptophyta, Magnoliopsida, Solanales, Solanaceae. The transcript is spliced from 4 exons. The coding region runs from base 1 to 846 and encodes 281 amino acids. Gene Ontology annotation, molecular function: protein binding. The record is from RefSeq and is a predicted model, not a curated record.